AUGGCGUUAGACACCGAUCCUGGCCCGUGCCGGGCUUGCCAUCACCCUCGGCCGCCAGCAGGGCCCCGGGGGUCCGCCAUCACCAGUCUUUUGGCAAUGGAUGACGCUGCCGGUCGUGGUUGCGUCAUUUGCGGACUUCUUUCUCGUGGUCUUCGUCAGGUUGUGGCGAGGAGCCUGGUGCCAAAUCGUGUUGAUCGCGGUGAUGGUGAUGGUAAUGGUGUCGUUAAUGUUGACGACGAUGCCGUGGGCAGGCUGAGAAUUGACUUCAACAUGACAAACUCUGGGCGGAGUUUGGAGUUGCAUCUCUUUGGAUUAGGCAUCACCGUGUCAGCAAGCGUACCCACAAAAUCACCAUGGCUUCAACAGAUGCUCCCUGACCUGCCCAUAAGCCAUCAUGUGCCGGACGCAACAUCAUCCGCUACCACCUUGACAUGGAUAGAGGCAUGUUUGAAAAGUUGUGAUGACCAUCAUCUCGCCUGCAGAACAUCGUCACAGCACACUCCUAACGUGCAAAUACGGCUACUAGAUUUGGAAGCUGGAGAUCCUGCCGUCGUUCAAUUGAUCGACUCUACUAGUCAGACUGGUCAUUAUGCCUGCCUCAGCCAUUGCUGGGGCCACAGCACCAAUGCCUUCUCAACUCUAUCUACUAAUCUGGAUACCCACAAGGCUGGCAUUUCACUACAUGAGCUGCCUUUAACAUUUGCAGAAACCAUUACUCUUCUUCGAAAACUACAUAUUCGGUACCUCUGGAUCGACAGCUUGUGUAUCAUCCAGGACGAUGAGCUUGACUGGCACCAACAGGCAGCUCAAAUGGCCACAAUAUAUCGGAAUGCCUACAUGGUAGUGUCGGCCGCAAAGGCAUCAAAUGCUAAAGAUGGGCUCUAUUCAUCCGUAGCUCCCGAAUUUGCCUUGCAUCCCCUUGUUUAUUCAGACGGUGACUUUGGUCCAGAAACCAUUUGCUUCCGCCGUGCCUUUACUCACCUACCCAGCUACAUGGACCAUCGCCUUGGUGCGAAAGCUACCUCCUUCCCAACAUUCAACAGGGCUUGGAUCUUCCAGGAGCGGUUUUUAGCUACACGCGUUAUUCAUUUCGGUCCUUCAGAGCUCAUCUGGGAAUGUCACGAAUGUACAGUGUGUCAAUGUCGUGAUGGCGACAUCCUAAAUACUCAAACACCUUGCAUUGCUUCCCAGAAUCUCAAUAAACAGAUCAAUCAUAUCUCACAUCCAAAGUCGUAUUUCGGAGCGAGUGCCCUGAGCUUUCAAGCGGAGCAGGAGGUACAAAUACGAUGGCACCGUCUCGUCGAAGAAUACAGCAAACUGCACAUGUCGUACGAAAGAGAUAUCUACCCGGCCAUAUCAGGUUUGGCCCAAGUCUUCCACGCCUGCUUGAAGAUGCAAUACUGCGCUGGGCUUUGGAAAGAAAACUUAAUUGGUGACAUGGUCUGGCAUCCAGAACCAAAAUACAGGGAUGAAUCCUCUUGGUCGAAAAGACCAAGGCAUUGGCGAGCGCCAACUUGGUCAUGGGCGUCUAUCACGUCGCCUGUGAAAUAUCUAUCCGAUUCAAGCGGGCUCACAUCUUUUUGCAGCUUGGUCGAUGCUAGAUGUGUUCCAUCGGGGCAAGACCCAAUGGGGCAGCUUGUUUGCGCCGAGGCAUUAAUUCGUUCUCAUGUUAUCAAAACUACAUUUACAUACAGGACCUGGAACGAGCAGACAUCGAAGUCGCCAUGGAACCUGUUUGACUUGGAGCUAGCAAGGGGACGCAUAGCUAAUGUUUGGGCUGACUACGAUUGUUCUUUGCCAGGGGCCGAUUAUUUACCGCCCAGCAGCGAAAUCCUUGUCAUUGUUCUAGGGGAAAAGAUGUCUUCUAAAGCUCUAGAAGCAUUGCUACUAGUGCCAGGUGAUGUUUCUCCCGGCCAGUAUGAGCGUUAUGAACGCAUUGGCCUUGUGGAGUUCUCAAGGCCACCGGGGCUUAUGGGCGAAGGACUUGACCCCUGGCUGAAAUACCUGUCAUGUAGAAGUGAACAAAUAGAGAUUCGCCUCGUGUAG
Pochonia chlamydosporia 170 is the source of this 2046-nucleotide messenger RNA. Its product is annotated as chromosome transmission fidelity protein. The transcript is spliced from 2 exons. Lineage: Eukaryota; Fungi; Ascomycota; Sordariomycetes; Hypocreales; Clavicipitaceae. The coding region runs from base 1 to 2046 and encodes 681 amino acids. The record is from RefSeq and is a predicted model, not a curated record.